AAGGAAGCUUCCAGAGAGUUCCAGAAGCUUUGAGCUCGGGUCGGUUUCUGGAACACUCUUUGAGGAAAGCAUAUAAAGGAACGCGUCGUCGUCCACUUGCGUAACACUCGACUGAGCGCUUGCCAGUUGGAGUUAAUUCUCCCCUAAAACCAGGACCAAGAUGCCUGAGUCACAGGACCACCCAAUGGAGGAGACGGAGACCUUUGCAUUCCAAGCUGAGAUUGCUCAGCUGAUGUCUCUGAUCAUCAACACCUUCUAUUCCAACAAAGAGAUCUUCCUCAGGGAGCUCAUCUCCAACUCCUCUGACGCUUUGGACAAAAUCCGCUAUGAGAGCCUUACCGACCCCUCCCAGCUGGACACGGGCAAGGAGCUGAAAAUCGAAAUCAUUCCCAACAAAGACGAGCGCACCCUCACCCUGGUCGACACCGGCAUCGGCAUGACCAAGGCGGACCUGAUCAACAACCUGGGCACCAUCGCCAAGUCGGGAACCAAGGCCUUCAUGGAGGCCCUCCAGGCCGGAGCCGACAUCUCCAUGAUCGGUCAGUUCGGCGUGGGCUUCUACUCUGCCUACCUGGUGGCCGACAAGGUGACGGUCAUCACGAAGCACAACGACGACGAGCAGUACGUGUGGGAGUCGUCGGCCGGGGGCUCGUUCACUGUCAUGGCUGAUAAGACGAAUGAGCCAAUUGGUCGCGGAACAAAGGUUAUUUUGCACCUGAAGGAAGACCAGAUGGAAUAUGUGGAGGAGCGCAGAGUCAAAGAGAUUGUCAAGAAGCACUCGCAGUUUAUUGGCUACCCCAUCACACUAUAUGUUGAGAAGGAGCGCGAUAAGGAGGUAAGCGACGACGAGGCAGAGGAAGCGGAGGAGAAGGAAAAGAAAGACAAGGAUGACGAAGAGCCGGACGAGGAUCAACCGGAGGUGGAGGACAUCGGCGACGAUGAGGAUGAGAACGACAAGUCCUCAGACAAGAAGAAGAAGAAAAAGAUCAAGGAGAAGUACAUCGACCAGGAGGAGCUGAACAAGACCAAGCCGCUGUGGACUCGGAACGCCGACGACAUCACCAACGAGGAGUACGGAGAGUUCUACAAGAGUCUUACGAAUGACUGGGAGGAACAUCUGGCAGUUAAGCACUUCUCAGUUGAAGGCCAGCUCGAGUUCCGUGCGCUGUUGUUCGUGCCUCGCCGAGCUCCUUUUGAUCUCUUUGAGAACAAGAAGAAAAAGAACAACAUCAAGCUGUACGUACGCAGGGUCUUCAUCAUGGACAACUGUGACGAGCUGAUCCCAGAGUACCUCAAUUUCAUCAAAGGUGUGGUUGAUUCUGAGGAUCUCCCCCUGAACAUCUCCAGAGAGAUGCUGCAGCAGAGCAAGAUCCUCAAGGUCAUCCGCAAGAACCUGGUCAAGAAGUGCCUCGAGCUCUUCACAGAGCUUUCCGAAGAUAAGGAAAACUACAAGAAAUGCUAUGAGCAGUUUGCAAAGAACAUCAAGCUUGGCAUCCAUGAGGAUUCCCAGAACAGGAAGAAAUUGUCCGAGCUACUGCGCUACUACACAUCCGCUUCUGGAGAGGAGAUGGUUUCUCUGAAUGACUACGUGACGCGCAUGAAGGACAAUCAGAAACACAUUUACUACAUCACAGGCGAGACGAAAGACCAGGUGGCCAACUCCGCCUUUGUGGAGCGCCUCCGCAAGGCCGGCUUGGAGGUCAUCUACAUGAUCGAACCCAUCGACGAGUACUGCAUCCAGCAGCUGAAAGAAUUUGACGGCAAGAACCUGGUGUCCGUCACUAAGGAGGGCCUCGAGCUGCCUGAGGACGAGGAUGAGAAGAAGAAGCAGGAGGAGAAGAAGGCUCAAUUUGAAAACUUGUGCAAGAUCAUGAAGGACAUCUUGGAGAAGAAAGUGGAGAAGGUCACGGUCUCGAACCGCUUGGUGUCGUCCCCUUGCUGCAUCGUGACCAGCACGUACGGCUGGACGGCCAACAUGGAGAGGAUCAUGAAGGCCCAGGCCCUCAGGGACAACUCCACCAUGGGCUACAUGGCGGCCAAGAAGCACCUGGAGAUCAACCCCGAGCACGCCAUCAUUAAGACGCUGCGGCAGAAGGCCGAGGCCGACAAGAACGACAAAUCCGUGAAGGAUUUGGUCAUCCUGCUGUUCGAGACGGCGCUGCUGUCGUCGGGCUUCACGCUGGACGACCCGCAGACGCACUCAAACUGCAUUUACAGGAUGAUCAAGCUGGGGCUCGGCAUCGACGAAGAUCCAACUCCAGACGACGCCGCCGACCCCGUCGAGGAAAUGCCCCCGCUUGAAGGCGACGACGACGAAACCAGGAUGGAGGAAGUGGACUAAACCCGCUCUACAAACCCUGAAAAUGUUUUGUCGUUAAUGUUCUACAAAGUUACUACUGGAAGAACCCUUGUUCAUAUUUCAUUUUGGACCGCCCCACCCCCUGCUGUCUUUAUGCAGUUCUGAAUGUUUAAAACUUGUUCCCUUUUUGUAUUUAGUCUUUGUUUUUUAUUAUUAUUGUUGAAGCAUUCCAUGUUUGACUUGAACUGUAAAUACAGUGCAAGAGAAAUGGUGUAAAAAAAAAAAAAAAAAAAUGUUGAUCUUCAAAUAAACUUGACAAAGAAUUCAUAAUGAAAAUGUUAAUACGGUACUACUGGGUCACCAACAAAACCUUGUUUGGUGGCACAAACACUGAAAAG
This is a messenger RNA of Syngnathoides biaculeatus (alligator pipefish), 2697 nucleotides long. RefSeq names its product heat shock protein 90, alpha (cytosolic), class A member 1, tandem duplicate 2 (gene hsp90aa1.2). Gene Ontology annotation, biological process: protein stabilization; cellular response to heat; protein folding. Lineage: Eukaryota; Metazoa; Chordata; Actinopteri; Syngnathiformes; Syngnathidae. The coding region runs from base 161 to 2341 and encodes 726 amino acids. Gene Ontology annotation, molecular function: ATP binding; ATP hydrolysis activity; ATP-dependent protein folding chaperone. The transcript has 11 exons. The record is from RefSeq and is a predicted model, not a curated record. Gene Ontology annotation, cellular component: cytosol; perinuclear region of cytoplasm; plasma membrane.